Arabidopsis lyrata subsp. lyrata is the source of this 1639-nucleotide messenger RNA. RefSeq names its product probable transcription factor KAN3. Lineage: Eukaryota; Viridiplantae; Streptophyta; Magnoliopsida; Brassicales; Brassicaceae. Gene Ontology annotation, cellular component: nucleus. The record is from RefSeq and is a predicted model, not a curated record. Bases 560 to 1531 code for a protein of 323 amino acids. Gene Ontology annotation, biological process: abaxial cell fate specification; regulation of DNA-templated transcription. Gene Ontology annotation, molecular function: transcription cis-regulatory region binding. The transcript has 6 exons.
AAUAUCAGCAUUUGAUUCUUAUUUUAAUUUUUCCUCGAUGAUUAUUAGAAAAAAAAAAAAACAUACACGCACGCAUCUUUCAGUUUCAACCCAAGUGUCAUUUUCACAUGUAAAUCUGAACACAAAUAAUCGAAUAAUUCCAUACAUUAUUGUUUUAUUAUACCAUCAUUAAAUACUGAUAUGUGAUAGAUGAUACCUACAUUGUAACAAAAUAUGCCAUAGAAAUUGAUAUUUUCCUUUACAUAUGAAGAAAAAGGAAAAGAAAAAUUUAAUGGAAAUUCAUGUUUCACCCAACCCCUUUAUUAGACUCUUAAAGUGUCAUUAUCUCAAAGGGAACAGAGAAGAAAGAGACUUCUCAUUUCCCUCAUACCUUUUGCCAUCCCUAUUUUUCUCUCUCUCUAAUUCUUUACAACUGCUUUUCUCCUCUCACCAAGAACAUAAAUUCAUUAAGUUAAUAAGAAGAAGAAAAACUUUUUGAAAUAAAUAACAUUAUACCCCUCCUUUUGCCCCUAUAAUUCAUCAAGAUUAUCUCAAAACCAUUCACCAAUUCUCUCUUGUUAUGGAGCUUUUCCCUUCACAACCUGACUUGUACUUGAAGAUCAGCCAAAGAAGAGAAGAAGAACAAGAAAAAGAAAAUCAAGAACUACAAGAACAAGAAGUCGAAAGGAGAUUAGGGUUUCAGAGUAAAGCCUCAGAUUCGGAUAGAAAGUCUUCUGAUAAUCUCAUCCACACUCACCAAUUCACUUCAAACAAUGAAGCCACCAAGAUUAAUAAUAAUCAAGAACACAAGGAAUCUCGCGAUCAAGACUUGAGAUCUAUGUUGAUGAUGAGACCAAUAAGAGGAAUACCUCUUUACCAGAAUCAAGUCCUUGACCACUACUACUACUCAUCUACCUCUCCCACUCCUUUCUUCUUCAGUGAAGUCAAUGGUCAACACGCUAGUAGUCGCUUAAUCACAAACCCUAAUUGUAGUUUUAAUAUUCACCACCGUAAUCGGCGUCAAGCUCAGCCGCAGCCGCCUAGAUUCACGGCUAAGCGAGGAGUAAGGGCUCCAAGGAUGCGGUGGACGACGACCCUCCACGCCCAUUUUGUACACGCUGUUCAAUUAUUGGGUGGUCAUGAAAGAGCAACCCCAAAAUCAGUACUUGAGCUGAUGGAUGUGCAAGAUCUCACAUUGGCUCAUGUUAAAUCCCAUCUACAGAUGUAUCGGACCAUCAAGUCUACUGAAAAACCUACAACGUCAUCAGGGCAUUCAGAUACUUGUGAGAAUGGAUCACAGGUUAACAGUGAGAGAGAAUCAAGAAAUCUCCAAGGUCUAUGGAACAACUCAUCAAGUGAAGCUCGGUUCCAUUUAAAGGCAAAGGCAUCAUCAGCUGUAGACAUUUCAUCCAAUGAGAAUGAAUGGAAGAAUCAAAGAUGUCCAAGCAACGAACGAUUGUCAUCGGAUUCGUCAAGCCUCACAGGGACAAGACCAGAGACUGAAACUCCCAAUUUGGAUUUCACUUUAGCUACACCAAACCUCUCUCCCUAAAUUUCUUAUAUAUAUACUAAAAUAAAUUAUAUGUUAAAAAUAUAUAAAUCUCAAACUUUAAAGUUUAUGCUUAAUUAAGGGAAAAUAUAUGAAAUGACAUUUAUUUUU